AUGAGCUCGACAGUUGAACAGGUUUCCAGUGUUUUCGACACCAUUUUGGUGUUGGAUUUCGGUUCUCAGUACUCCCACUUGAUUACCAGAAGACUCAGAGAGUUUAAUGUGUACGCAGAAAUGCUGCCAUGCACUCAAAAAAUCUCCGAACUUGGCUGGAAGCCAACUGGUGUGAUCUUGUCUGGUGGUCCAUACUCGGUUUACGCUGAGGAUGCACCACACGUCGAUCUAGAUGUGUUCAAAUUGGAUGUCCCCAUUCUAGGUAUUUGCUACGGUAUGCAGGAAUUGGCGUGGCUCAACGGUAAGCAAGUGGCUCGUGGUGAGAAACGUGAAUACGGCCCAGCUACUUUGAACGUCAAGGAUGCCUCAAGUCCUCUUUUCCAAGGCAUGGACCACUCCCGUGUGUGGAUGUCUCACGGUGAUAAGCUUCACGGCCUGCCAACCGGCUUCGAAGUCAUCGCCACUUCUGACAACUCGCCAUACUGUGGUGUGGCCCACAAGGAAAAGCCAAUCUACGGUAUUCAGUUUCACCCAGAGGUGACCCACUCCACCCAGGGAAAGACUUUGCUCAAGAACUUUGCCGUCAACAUUUGCAAGGCCAACCAGAACUGGACUAUGGAGAACUUCAUCGACACCGAGAUCAAGCGCAUCAGAGAGCUCGUGGGACCCACUGCAGAGGUCAUUGGUGCCGUUUCCGGUGGGGUUGACUCUACUGUUGCCGCCAAGCUAAUGACUGAAGCCAUUGGCGAGCGUUUCCACGCUAUUUUGGUCGACAACGGUGUUUUGAGACUCAACGAGGCCGCCAACGUCAAGAAGAUUCUUGGUGAAGGUUUAGGUAUCAACCUAACUGUUAUUGACGCUGCUGAUGAGUUUUUGGACAAAUUGAAGGGUGUGACCGAUCCUGAAAAGAAGCGUAAGAUCAUCGGUAACACUUUCAUUCACGUUUUUGAAAGAGAAGCUGCCAGAAUCCAGCCAAAGGGCGGUGACGAAAUCGAAUUUUUGUUGCAAGGAACUCUAUACCCAGAUGUCAUUGAGUCCAUUUCUUUCAAGGGUCCAUCUCAGACCAUCAAGACCCACCACAAUGUAGGUGGUCUCUUGGAGGACAUGAAAUUGAAGUUGAUCGAGCCUUUGAGAGAAUUGUUCAAAGAUGAAGUCAGACACCUGGGUGAACUGCUUGGAAUUUCUCAUGAGCUAGUCUGGAGACACCCCUUCCCUGGUCCAGGUAUCGCCAUUCGUGUCUUGGGAGAAGUCACAAGAGAGCAAGUGGCCAUUGCUAGAAAGGCUGACCACAUUUACAUCGAAGAGAUCAGAAAGGCUGGUCUUUACAACAAAAUUUCUCAGGCUUUCGCCUGUCUCUUGCCUGUCAAGUCCGUCGGUGUGAUGGGUGACCAGAGAACCUACGAACAAGUCAUUGCUCUAAGAGCUAUCGAAACUACCGAUUUCAUGACUGCUGACUGGUUCCCCUUCGAGCACGACUUUUUGAAGAAGGUGGCCUCCAGAAUCGUUAACGAAGUUGACGGUGUUGCAAGAGUGACCUACGAUAUCACUUCGAAGCCACCAGCUACUGUGGAAUGGGAGUAA
Messenger RNA from Lachancea sp. 'fantastica', 1581 nucleotides. The record is from the annotation of a GenBank genome assembly. NCBI's taxonomy places the organism in Eukaryota, Fungi, Ascomycota, Saccharomycetes, Saccharomycetales, Saccharomycetaceae.